GUCGAUUCUUUGUUUCCAUUUCCACGGUAAAACACAGAGAGAGAGAGAGAGAGAGAGAGAGAAAGAGAGAGAUACACAAGAUUUAUAGACCUAUAUACUCUCGGAGAGGCUCAAAUCUAGGGUUAAUCCAACGCAAGGGAUUGAAGAUUUGGUAAUUGCUGAUUGGAGAAGAUGGCUUUGGGAAAGAAAUGCAAGAGUUGCUUGAAAUCGAAGCGCGGGGGUUUGGUGGCAGAGGAGGGGCUGGAGUUAGGGUUUGUCAAGUACACGCGAGCUUUAGGGAGGAAGAGGAUUGGGAUUUCUAACAAUGGCGAGCCUUCGCCUACUGAUUCGUAUCCCAGCACUCCAUUGAAGAAGCAGCGAAGUGGGAAAUUGGUUUCGGAUUCUGAAACCUCUGCCCUAGAAGCUCUGCCUCAGGAGAUUCUGAUUAAGAUUGUGUGUGGCGUUCAUCAUGAGGAUUUGAAACAGCUUUUCCACGUAUCAAAACCAAUUAGAGAAGCGACUCUGAUUGCUAAGCAGUGGCAUUUUGCCUAUAGCACACCUUCAAAGACCCCUGCUUUCCGGACCGCCAUUGAUUUCUCAAGCGACGAUAUGGAUGAGAUUGAAGCUCCGAAUGCUCCGAAACAGUGGAGGGAGCAGCAUAGGCAGUUGCCGAGCCGAAAGAAGCUUGCUGAGAUAUCAGUGAACUUGUUUGCUUCAUGGGACGAGGAGUAGAUGAAUCUGCAAUGUGGGUUUUGUAAAUACACAAAUUCAUGGCUGUGAUGGUCGUAGUUUUCGGCUGGUUAGCGUAAAAAUCUAAAGAGAUAGAGAUGAUAUUGGAGUGAACAUAUAGAGAAAAGGGUUGCAAGCGGUUUCUUCAAAGCUAUGAUUGAAGAUGAUAUAAUUGCUUGUUCGUCUCUUUUUGUACAUGUUUUGAAGAGAAGGAGAAAGAGAGAGAGAGAGAUUUCCACUAUUCACAAGUUGUUUGUUAAGGGCUAAUCUUGUGCCCUUUGGUUCUGACAAUAAAAUGAAGAAUGUACAAAAGCAUUAGAUUUUAAUGAAAUCAAUGAUGUUUCCAUGCAA
Molecule: messenger RNA, 1059 nt
Organism: Prunus persica (peach)
Lineage: Eukaryota; Viridiplantae; Streptophyta; Magnoliopsida; Rosales; Rosaceae
Product: F-box protein At1g61340
Exons: 4
Coding region: 172-711 (179 amino acids)
Source: RefSeq, a predicted model, not a curated record